AUGCUCGCGCGAGGGAUUGUGAAGGGGAAUCCGGCUCUGCGCCGCUACUUCUCCUGCGCGAGGGUUUCGCGUGCCGACUUCACGCAUGCGGUCAUUGGCGCAGGCGUUGUCGGACUAGCAGUCGCGCGACAGCUUGCAGCACGCGAAGGCACCUCGACCAUCCUCUUUGAAAGGCACGAUGCCCCCGGCACCGAGACCAGCAGUCGCAACUCCGAGGUCAUUCAUGCAGGCCUUUAUUACCCGGCGGACUCGCUGAAAACACAGCUCUGCAUCCGCGGCCGCAACAUGCUCUACGACCUCUGUGCCAAGCACGACAUCCCCCACCGCAACACGAAGAAAUGGAUAGUCGCCCAGACACCAGAGCAAUGGGAAGCCUGUCUUAAAGUACACAAACACGCGCAAGGGCUUGGCGACGCCCCGACCCGACUCGUCGGCCACGACGAAGCAGCCCGUCGCGAACCCGAUGUGAAAGCCGACGCGGGGAUAGUCGAGAGCGAGACAACCGGGAUAGUCGAUAGCCACUCGCUAAUGACAUAUCUCCUCGGAGACUUCGAAAACCUCGGCGGCGACACCGUGUUCAAGACGCGCGUGACGAAUGUCGAAGCUGCCAACGGCGAGUUCAGGAUUACCGCCGUUUCGGACGAAGACGGUUCGGAGACCACCAUCACCACCGAGACACUGAUUAACAGUGCCGGACACGGCGCCUGCGCUAUCAAUAACCUCAUUCUCCCGCCCGAGCGCCACCGCGUACCGUACUAUGCCAAGGGAACGUAUUUCUCCUAUGGCGCGUCGCGGCCUCGAACUUCAGUGCUCGUGUACCCUGCCACGUUACCCGGCCACGGCGGACUGGGAACACAUUUGACGCUCGAUAUGGGCGGGCGCAUUCGCUUCGGGCCUGACGUCGAGUGGGUCAAUGAUCCGACGGAUUUGAAGCCCAGUCCUGCGCGUCUGGAGCAGGCCAUCCCGGAGAUCUUGGCGUAUAUGCCCGGCGUGGACCCCGCGGCUAUUUCGCUGGAUUACUGUGGGAUCCGGCCCAAGCUGGGCAGGGGCGCGGGUGUCAAUGUUGGGAAGACGUUCCAGGAUUUUGUGAUUCAGGAAGAGGAGGGGUUCCCCGGGUUUGUGAAUCUGUUGGGCAUUGAGAGUCCCGGGUUGACGAGCUCAUUGGCUAUUGGGGAAAUGGUAGAUGGUAUUCUUUACCAGUAG
Penicillium cinerascens is the source of this 1203-nucleotide messenger RNA. Its product is annotated as NAD(P)/FAD-dependent oxidoreductase. Gene Ontology annotation, cellular component: mitochondrion. The record is from RefSeq and is a predicted model, not a curated record. Bases 1 to 1203 code for a protein of 400 amino acids. Lineage: Eukaryota; Fungi; Ascomycota; Eurotiomycetes; Eurotiales; Aspergillaceae. The transcript is spliced from 3 exons. Gene Ontology annotation, molecular function: (S)-2-hydroxyglutarate dehydrogenase activity; (S)-2-hydroxy-acid oxidase activity.